AUGUCACGUAAUCCAGCGGCAGGCCUAGAAAACACAUUAUUCCAGUUGAAAUUUACAUCGAAACAGUUACAAAAGCAAGCGCAAAGAGCGUCCAGAGAAGAGAAACAAGAGACAAAUAAGUUGAAGAAAGCUCUCAACGAAAAUGAAGAAAUUGCUAGAAUAUAUGCCUCUAAUGCCAUAAGGAAGAAAAAUGAAAGAUUGCAACUUUUGAAGUUGGCUUCUAGGAUUGAUUCUGUAGCUUCAAGGGUACAGACUGCAGUAACUAUGAGACAAGUGUCUGGAUCAAUGGCACAAGUUUGUAAGGGGAUGGAUAAGGCAUUAGCUAAUAUGAAUUUACAACAGAUAACAAUGGUUAUGGAUAAAUUUGAACAACAAUUUGAAGACCUAGAUACAAGUGUUAACGUUUAUGAAGAUAUGGGCGUUAGUUCAGAUGCAAUGUUGGUUGAUAAUGAUAAAGUAGAUGAGUUAAUGGGUAAAGUGGCUGAUGAAAAUGGUAUGGAAUUAAAGCAAAGUGCCAAAUUGGACAACUUACCUCAAAUAGAAAAAGCAGAACCUGUAACAGAAGAAAAAGAAGACAAAUUGGCUCAAAGAUUAAGAGCUUUACGUAGUUGA
Naumovozyma dairenensis CBS 421 is the source of this 612-nucleotide messenger RNA. It is a transcript of the gene DID2, whose product is annotated as Did2p. Gene Ontology annotation, biological process: late endosome to vacuole transport; endosome transport via multivesicular body sorting pathway; protein transport. The record is from RefSeq and is a predicted model, not a curated record. The coding region runs from base 1 to 612 and encodes 203 amino acids. Lineage: Eukaryota; Fungi; Ascomycota; Saccharomycetes; Saccharomycetales; Saccharomycetaceae. Gene Ontology annotation, cellular component: multivesicular body; ESCRT III complex. The transcript has a single exon.